ACUCCGAACAAAGAAAACUCAGCUCGUAGGUUAUUACCAAAGACUGCAUUCAAUUUUAUAGGAUUGCCUCGUCCACAACUACCCCCACAACACAGUAAUCAAACCCUUCACCACACACAACCUUCAACUCAUUUUUAAUAACAUUCAUCAUAAAUACCCAUUAGAUAUAGACAUCUCAUAAAAGACAUGCUCACUUCUUCUUAUCACCUUCAUAGGCCUUUCUUCAUUCCAGUAAACACAACUUCCUUCUUCCUCCACCAUCUCAUCUUCUUCUUCUUCUUCUUCUUUUGGAUUCUUCUCUCACGGUUCCAUAGAUCUUAGUGCUUUCAAGGGGUGACUUUAAGCCAUGGGUUUGAGUUCUAAGCAGGUUUCUAGCAGUGGACUUGAUUGGAAGCAAACCUUGUUGGAGGCUCAGGACUUGGAACUCCCAAAGCCUAAUCUGAUGAGAAAACAACAACAGCAACAACAGCAGCAGCAUCAGCAAACUCAGCCUUCAGAGUCUUUGAAGUGCCCAAGAUGUGACUCUACCAACACCAAGUUUUGUUACUACAACAACUACAACAAGUCUCAGCCUCGCCAUUUCUGCAGGGCUUGCAAGAGGCACUGGACUAAAGGUGGAACUUUACGAAAUGUUCCGGUAGGUGGUGGAAGGAAGAACAAGAGGGUCAAAAAACCAAACACUCCCACACCAUCUUCCACCACCGCCACUACCACCCCGACAACAGCCAGCCCUUCUACUUGCACUGCCACCGUCACAACCUCAAUUGGCAAAAUGGAUGCUAUGCUGGGUGGUGGCCACAUGACAAUUCAAACUCCUCUUGCAGAUGAUCACAAAAACAUGGCUUCCUCUCUCUACCAAGCUCUAAUUCGCCCACCACCUUUGCUGCUACAACAGAAUCUGAUGAACGCGAGAGACUUAGACGGCAAAGAUUUUGGUAUUGGUAUAGGUAACAAUGGUAUCUUCCCGAGUUCAACUUUGCCUCUUCCUCAUCAAAGCCAAAGCCUACUCUUCCCUUUCUCAACCUCAAGCAGCUCUUUUGACACCAACCCUUGUUCGGUGUCAACCUCUCUGAGAUCAUCCAAUGUUUAUAACUAUGGGGAGGAGUUCAAAGCAGCGGAAGAACCGACCAUCAACAGUACUGCUAUAGCGCCUGGCACAGGUGGCGCUAACACACAGCCAUGGGAGAUAGCAGCAACAAGUGGUGUUGGCUUGGGAACUUCAAACUAUUGGAAUUGGGAGGACUUUGAUUCAUUGGUCUCAACUGAUCUAAAAGAUCCCUGGGAUGAUUCUGACAUCAAACCCUGAGACCAAACAAUAAACAACACAUGAUGAGGCAUAUUCUGUGCUGGUGUUUCUUUCUGCACCUGUAAUUCUUUCAAACAGAAGUAUUUGGAGCUGUCAUGUUUUAGUUUCAGCUUCAGCUUCAAGCAAAGGGUUCAAAAUUCCUGAUUAGUUGUAACCCACUCUGUUUGCCUCUUUGUUCAUCUCUCUAUCAUUUCCUCUAAUCUCUAAUAAAGUGAUGUAUUAAUGUAUGCAAUUAGUCUAGCAUCAUUUAUCAAUACAGGAUUUUCAUCUCUAUUUUUUUGAGAGUUUUCUGAGUGCUUUGUGAUGGGAGUGAUAUAGAUAUGGGGUCUGCUCCAGCACUGCUGAACUGACAGAAUGUGAUUGGAAGAUUCUUUGGACAUGUAUAUAUCUUGGAAUGAUAUUAUCAUACGGAUUUUAUUGCUCAUGAUUCAUCAUCACCACCACCACCACCAAUUCUUGAGAAUCAUUCUUUGAUUUUGGGAAUGAAAGAAUUUUUGUUGUACAUCAAUUUGUUAUAUUAUUCUUAUUAUUCUAUUCCUAUCUUAUGUUUCUGGAUCAUGUCUCUGUGAGCUUUAAGUUCACAUGGUGUUUUCAUCUUUGUUCCAAUCUAAUAGAAUAGUAAACAGUGUACGGUA
Messenger RNA from Vigna unguiculata (cowpea), 1941 nucleotides. RefSeq lists its product as uncharacterized. Gene Ontology annotation, molecular function: DNA binding; DNA-binding transcription factor activity. The record is from RefSeq and is a predicted model, not a curated record. NCBI's taxonomy places the organism in Eukaryota, Viridiplantae, Streptophyta, Magnoliopsida, Fabales, Fabaceae. Gene Ontology annotation, biological process: regulation of DNA-templated transcription.